This is a messenger RNA of Paramormyrops kingsleyae, 1125 nucleotides long. The record is from RefSeq and is a predicted model, not a curated record. NCBI's taxonomy places the organism in Eukaryota, Metazoa, Chordata, Actinopteri, Osteoglossiformes, Mormyridae.
UUUAAUAAUGAGAGCCUGGCUGAAAGGAUUAUCAGACAUGUGAAAUCAUCAAGGAGCCUCUUCAUCAUGUGCCACAUACCUGUGUUCUGCUGGAUUUCAGCCACUGUUCUUAAGAGCCUUUUUAGUGAGACUGACAGGGGAGAAAUUCCAAGGAAUUUGACUGAAAUGUACACACAUUUCCUGAUCUUUCAGACAAGUUUAAAAAAUGACAAGUAUAUGAAAAAGUUUGAAACCAAGCUUAACAAAUACAGCAAGGAAUUCCUUUUAAAACUCAGUAAACUGGCUUUUGACAACCUUAAGAACAGCAAUCUCAUAUUUUAUGAGGAAGAUCUGACAAAGAAUGGCAUUGAUGUCACUGAAGCUUCAGUUUACUCUGGAGUGUGCACAGAAGUCUUUAAAGAGGAGUAUGGGUUGUAUCAGGAGAAGGUGUACUGCUUUGUGCAUCUGAGCAUCCAAGAGUAUCUCGCUGCUUUGUAUGUGUUUCUGUCAAACUCAUCAGCUGACCUGCUGAAGACUGCAGUGGAUCAGGCAUUAAAGAGCAAGAAUGGACACUUGGACCUCUACCUCUGCUUCCUCCUGGGCCUCUCAACAGACUCCAGUAAGACACUGUUACAAAGGCUACUGGGAGAGACAAGAACCAGCUCACAUAACAUUGGGGAAACAGCCCAAUACAUCAAGGUGAAAAUACAGGAGAAUUUAUCUCCAGAAAGGACCAUCAACCUGUUCCAUUGUCUGAUUGAACUGGGUGACAAUUCUCUAGUAAAUGAUGUAGAAAGAUACCUGAAUUCAGGAAACCUUUCAGCAGAAGACCUCUCACCUGCACAGUUCUCAGCUCUGGCCUUUGUGAUGCUGAUGUCAGAUGAGGAGCUGGAUGUAUUUGAUCUGAAGAAAUACAUCAGACGGGAUAAAGAGCACUGCAGGCUGCUGCCUGUGGUCAAGAACUCCAGGACGGCUCUGCAAAUUGAUGGGGAUCCAGCCUGGCAGGUAGACCAGCCCUGAUAUGAUGACAAACCAGUCUCUCAAAGCACUUCAUCACGACAGAUGUAAGUGCAACAGGCCUAUAGUCAUUUAGACCGUCUACAACUGUCUUCUUGGCGAUGGGAAUGAUGGUGGAGGUUUUCAGGC